CUCUGGGUCCUGAAUCUGACUGGCUCAUUCUGGAAGCUUCCACACAGCCACAGUUGGACCCCAAACCUGAGAGGAUGGCUUCAGAUGGAGCAUCUCCAUUGCCAGGACCGGAUAUGACCUUGAAACCCGGUGCCACCCUGUCUUCUUUGACUGCACUUCCCUUUCCCCAACCUGCUUCUGACCCACCAGACCAGCCACUCUGGGAGCAGCCUCCCAUUCCUUCGGCAUUCUCUCCAGGCAACCCUCUGGUGCUCUCUGCUCUCCCCAGCCCAUUGCUGGUGACAGGGGAUGGGGAACCUGGCCCCACUGGGGCUGGAGUCAUUGUCAAAGUCAAGACAGAAGUGGGGCCCGCUGAGCCCUCUCAAACUCAAAACUUUAUCCUUACUCAGCCAGCCCUCAACUGGAUUGCCUCAAGCAAUCCCUGCGGGGACCCCGAGGGUCCUCCCCCUCAAUUCAUGACAGCUGCUAACAUGAAGGCCCUUCUGCCCACUAAGGCUGUUGGGGUCAGCCAGGAAGGCUUCCUGGGCCUUCCUGCUCAGGCUCCACCACCAGCUGCCCAACUCGCCCCCAUUGUGUCCCCUGAGAAGGCUUGGCCAGAGCCACAUGGGGCAACCAGAGAAGGAGGUCCUUUGGCCACCCAAUCCAAGCCCUCACUGGGUGACCUCUCCUAUACCUCCAAAGGUGUGUAUGAGAACUUCCAACGCUGGCAGCGCUACAAAGCCUUGGCUCGGAAGCACUUAUCUCAAAGUCCUGAUGUGGAAGCCCUUUCCUGUUUUCUUAUCCCUGUGCUUCGCUCUCUGGCUCGGCUGAAGCCCACAAUGACCCUGGAGGAGGGACUGCCAAGGGCUGUGCAGGAGUGGGAACAUACCAGCAACUUUGACCGGAUGAUCUUCUAUGAGAUGGCAGAAAAGUUCAUGGAGUUUGAGGCUGAGGAGGAGAUGCAGAUUCAGAACACAAAGCUGAUGAAUGGGUCCUCAGGCCUGCCUCCGGCUGCCCCUCUGAAACUUGAUCCUCCAGGGCUCCUGGCCCCUGAGGUUGGCCAGCAGCCAGUGUACAUGCCCAAAAAGGUGCCUUCCAAGGCCCGGGCCCCCCGCCGGCGGCAGCGCAAAACCCAGAGGCCUCCGAUUCCUGAGGCACCCAAGGAGAUUCCACCAGAAGCCGUGAAGGAGUAUGCAGACAUCAUGGAAGGGCUCGUGGGGAGUCACUUGGCCACCGGGGAGUCAGAUGGAAAACAGGAAGAGGAAGAGCAGCAGCAGGAGGAGGAAGGGAUGUAUCCAGAUCCAGGCCUCCUGAGCUACAUGGAUGAGCUUUGUUCUCAGGAGGUCUUUGUCUCCAAGGUGGAGGCUGUCAUUCAUCCACGAUUUCUGGCAGAUCUGCUGUCCCCAGAACAGCAGAGGGAUCCGUUGGCCUUAAUUGACGAGCUGGAACAAGAAGAGGGACUGAGUCUUGCCCAGCUGGUCCAGAAGAGACUCCUGGCCUUGGAAGAGGAGGAUGCAGAGGCAUCUCCUACUUGUAGUGGAGCUCAAUCAGACUCCAGUCCUUCCAUUUCUGAUGAGGAUGAAGAUGGAGGUGGGCGGCUUCGGCCCUCACCUGGGCCUCGGGUGGCCGGGAGGAGCAUGGUUCGCGUUGGAAAGGCUGCUUUCCCAGCCAGGAGGGCCCGGGAAGUGCGUGGUGGGCAGGAGCGGACCCUAGAUGGCCUGAGGGCGAUGCACAGAAACGGGAGUGCUAUGCCACCUCCCAGUAGCUGGGCCCUGCAGCUAGAACUUCCAGCUGCACAGGGAACUCGAGGGUCCUUCAAUGUGGAGAGAAGAGGGCCUGGGAAGGUGACAGAUCAAAUAUGCCCACAUCAGGAUGACCACCUAGGAGAUGCCAGGUCUCCCGGACACUCCCUGGUAGCAGACAGCACUUCUGACACUCCACCCCUUUGUUGGCAGGAAGGCCCCCAGCUUGAGAUGGUUCCCAGUUUGGAUGUUGGACUUGCAGAGCUGGCUCCUCUGCAAGAACAGGAGUUAGAAAAGCAGGUCCUGGGGUUGCAGACAGGACAGCAGUUAGGGGGCCUGGGAGUGCUUCCUCAAGGGGAGCAGCUGUUAGCAGUGCCACAGGAAGGCUCUUCAGGAGCCAUGUGGGGAGAUGCCAGAGGUCCUUCUGUGGUUCAGAGUUAUGAUCAGAGCCCUUCCUCUAGGGAAGCUGGGGACGGGGAUGGGGACAGAGCCUCUCUCAGCCCAGGACUUUGGCUGAGCAGUGAGCUGGAAGCCGUGGGCUUGGAGUUGCCCUUACAAAUUGAGGAGGUUAUAGAGAACUUCCAUGUGAAUUCCACUUCCAGGGAAUGUGUCGCUGAGCAUCAGGGAGGCUACCAGGUGCUGGGCUCCAGAGGCAACAUUUCUCUGGGUCCUGAAGAAACCAUAGCACCUGGGGAAGGGGGGAGCAGUGCAGUCCCCAGUGGAGGCACGGACAGCACAGCCACUGUGCACAAGAGAAACUAUGAAAGCCUGCCGAGACCUCUGAGGGCCAACAGCCCAUCCUUGAGGCCUAAAGGAAAUGGAGAGCAAAGCCCUGAGGCUACAGGGGAUCCCAGUGAGCUGUGGGCUGAAGGCUGCCCCUCGUUGCUGGAUAGUAGGAUCAGCGCCCCCACACUGGGGGCUCCCAAAGAAACCCUUCAGACUGCAUGUCAAGGCAAUAUCUUUAUGCUGGGGACCCAGGGUAUCUCCUCCUUCCCCGAGGUCAGCCUAGAGGUGGGGAGUGGGGGCAAUUCCAUCUCUCCUCUGUUGGAAACCAUAGAACAUGUCAACAUACUAGAUAUUAGAGAUGCCUAUGGCCUCCAUCUAGGCGUCAGUGAGGAUACCUGCCUGCCCAAUUUUAAUUCUUAUGACCCCCAAGGAGAGCGCAGGGAGGAUACUGAUGUAUCCAAGCCUGAGGACCUUGCUCCCUUACCAGGGAAUCAAGAGUCUUAUGCAGAUGGGACCCCCAAAUCAACAUCUCCUCACCAGGGCCUUGAAAGCACUUUCUCUAGAUGGGGAGCCAGGGAUGCCUUAGUUCUGAGAGACGCCUCUCCUGUCAGUGAAACAUGCAGCUCAACAGAUGGGGCCAAAGGAAGGGAGGAGGAGCGGGAGGAGAAGGAGGAUGAAGAACUCGCCAGCUUUGCCUACCUUUUGGCUUCUAAACUUAGCCUGUCUCCCAGGGGGCCUCCCUUCAGUCCUCACUCUGCCUCAGGCCCACCGGCCUCCACGGGAGGGCAAGGGGUCCAGAGAGCACCCAACUCCCACUCUGCUGAGGCGAGGGGCCUUGGCCAGCCUCCAUAUCCUGUGGCCAAGUCUGGGAAGAGAACGCUCAGUCCAACUCCUGCUGAAAAGAGCCCCUACCAGGGAGCUGAACUGGGGGUCUCUGGGGAGAAGCCCUUGGCUCUGGAGGUGCCUCCAGCCUCACAGCCCCGUAAGAGGCGGCGUGAUACUUUCGUCACUGGCAGAAGGAAGAAACGACGGCGCAGCCAGUAGGGGACAGCAGGGCCAAAGGAUCCCACCUGCCACUCCCUGGAAGGCGGGGAGGGAGUGGACCCACAAUCCACAGUAGAUUUCACCCUGGCUGUAUACCAACAGGCUGGUUCUCAACCCCACGUUAUUUUGUUGUUCUGCAGAAGUAGUGAGUGUGGGAAGGGAGGUCACACUGGCUAGGCUGAAGGUGGUCCCCUUGGUGGGAGGUGAAGUACCUUUGAAAGAAGUUCUAUGGGGAAAAAGAAUAAAGAUUUUUCUGACUGUUGGAAAA
Hyaena hyaena (striped hyena) is the source of this 3759-nucleotide messenger RNA. RefSeq names its product NUT midline carcinoma family member 1 (gene NUTM1). Lineage: Eukaryota; Metazoa; Chordata; Mammalia; Carnivora; Hyaenidae. The coding region runs from base 75 to 3491 and encodes 1138 amino acids. The transcript is spliced from 7 exons. The record is from RefSeq and is a predicted model, not a curated record.